Messenger RNA from Petromyzon marinus (sea lamprey), 3324 nucleotides. The record is from RefSeq and is a predicted model, not a curated record. NCBI's taxonomy places the organism in Eukaryota, Metazoa, Chordata, Hyperoartia, Petromyzontiformes, Petromyzontidae.
AUGAGAGCAGCCAGAUCGAGCCCUUGUCCUGCCACACUCACCAAGAGCUCUUGUCCUGCCACACUCACCAAGAGCCCUUGCCCUGCCACACUCACCAAGAGCCCUUGUCCUGCCACACUCACCAAGAGCCCUUGUCCUGCCACACUCACCAAGAGCCCUUGCCCUGCCACACUCACCAAGAGCCCUUGGGAGGCGGCCACGGGGGCGGCCAUCGCCUUCGCGAGCAUCCAGCGGCCGAGCGCGGAGCGCUCCGUCUUCCUGCCGGGACGCGGCUUCAGGGUGCGCGUCACUCACGUGGAGCGCCUCGGAUCGUCGCGCGCGGAGAAGAGUUCGUGCAUGUUCACGGUGGAGCUGUCGCACGGAGAGUUCGCCUGGACCAUCCGCCGGCGCUACAAACACUUCCAGGCGCUGCACCAGGAGCUGCAGCGCUACCGCACCCUCCUGCACAUCCCAAUCCCGACACGCUGCGGUCCUCGCCGUGGAGGCCGCGACGGCGACGACCGGAAGAUUCCGGCGCUGCCGCACCGAAUUGUCGAUGGGAAGCGUCAUGACGACCUCGAUGGCGGUGGUCGUGACGAGCACACCACGUCCAUCCGCAGGAAGCAGAUCGAGCAGUACCUGAGCACGCUGCUGGAGACGCCGAUCUACAGGGACUACGCGGCCAUGUGGGAGUUCCUGGAAGUGAGUUUCCUCUCAUUCAUCCGAGACCUGGGACCUAAGGGCAUUGAGGGCUAUCUGAUGAAGCGCUCCGGUGGGUACAAGAUGGGCCACUGUGGGGGUGGUGAGGCGUGCUCACGCUGGUCCAAGCGGUGGUUCGUGCUCAAGGACUCGUUCCUGCUGUACACGGACGCCGACGGUGGCCACGUCUCCGGCGUGCUGCUCUUCGACCGCGACUUUGACGCGCAGACCAACAACAGCAACGACAGCAGCCACGCAGACAAGACGGCGCGCGUCAACAUCGAGAACAUGAGCAGGACACUGACGGUGCGCUGCCCAUCGUUCCGCCACAGCUUGUGGUGGAGCAAAUCGCUGCGGGAGUUCGCGGAGACCCACGGCAGUGACUACAAACACAGCAACCGCUUCGACGGCUUCGCCCCGCCACGGCCACUGACGCACGCACGCUGGUUCGUGAACGCCGCUGAGUACUUUGUGCAGGUGGCUGACGCCCUGCAGGAGGCCAAGGAGGAGAUCUUCAUCACGGACUGGUGGCUGAGCCCAGAGAUCUUCCUCAAGAGGCCUCCGAUGGAGGGGAACUACUGGCGCCUCGACUGGGUGCUUAAACGCAAGGCCGAGAGUGGUGUACGUGUGUACGUGCUGCUGUACAAGGAGGUGGAGCUGGCGCUGGGGAUCAACAGCGGCUACAGCAAGCGCAGCCUCAUGGGCAUGCACCCCAACAUCCGGGUGCUGCGUCACCCAGACAAGGUGCCGUCCAGCGUGCUGCUGUGGGCUCACCACGAGAAGCUGGUGGUGGUGGACCAGGCCGUCGCCUUCCUGGGGGGCCUCGACCUCGCCUACGGACGCUGGGACGACCACCAACACCGGCUCACUGACAUUGGCAGCGUGCAGCGAACCGUCGACACCUCGCUGACCCACACGAGUGAGCGCGCUCCGAUGUCUCCCAUCUCCACCGACUCCCUCACCGAUCUCUCCGUCAAACGCGGCGGCGGGGGGGGGGGAGCCAUCGCCGACGGGGCGGCGGCCAGGGGCGGCACCAGGGGCGGCGCCGGCACCACCGCGGCGGGGGGGGUCGAGGGGUCGGAGGAGCCCGACGGCGCCGGAGCCUCCGGCAACCGCGACCUCAUGGACAACAUCGUGCAGCGUUGGAGAGGCGUCCUGAGGAAUCGACUCACCAGGGAAUCGAGGUCGACCUGGAAGAAACCUGACGACAAGGAGCGAACGGCCACGCUCCAGGGCCAGGCGAGGUUCUGGCACGGCAAGGACUACUGCAACUUCGUCCUCAAGGACUGGGUACGCCUGGACAAACCUUUUGACGACUUCAUCAACCGGCACGAGACGCCGCGGAUGCCGUGGCACGACGUGGCGGCCGUGGUGCACGGAGCGGCGGCGCGAGACGUCGCUCGCCACUUCAUCCAGCGGUGGAACUACACCCGGACGAUGAAGAAGAAGAAGUCAACGGCGACGUUCCCCAUGUUGGUGCCCAAGUCUCUGAGCACGGCGGACGAAGCAGCCCGCCGCGUGCCGGGGUCACAGCCCCUCACCGUGCAGAUCCUCCGCUCAGCGUGCGACUGGUCGGUGGGGAUCAGACGCGUGGAGGACUCCAUCCUGCAGGCCUACGUGAGCGCCAUCCAGCGCAGCCGCCACUACAUCUACAUCGAGAACCAGUUCUUCAUCAGCUGCUGUGACGACAAGACGGUGCUCAACGGCAUUGGAGACGCGCUGGUGCAGGCCAUCCUCAGCGCACACCGGGAGGGUCGCCGGUUCCGCGUGUUCGUGGUGCUGCCCCUGCUGCCCGGGUUCGAGGGGGACAUCUCCAGCGGCGGUGCCAGCGCCAUCCACACCAUCAUGCACUUCAACUACCGGACCAUGUGCCGUGGUCGCUAUUCCAUCGUGGAGAGGUUGACUGCCGAGGUGGGGUCUGCGUGGGUGAACCACGUGUCGUUCUGCGGCCUGCGCACGCACGCCGAGCUUGGCGGCCACCCCGUGACGGAGCUGGUUUACGUUCACAGCAAACUCAUGGUGGUGGACGACACCACGGUGAUCAUCGGCUCGGCCAACAUCAAUGACCGCAGCAUGCUGGGGCGCAGAGACAGCGAGGUGGCGCUGGUCGCUGAGGACACGAACUUCGUGGCCUCCACCAUGGACGGGAAGCCCUACCAGGCCGGAGCCUUCGCACACAGCCUGCGCACCUACUGCUUCAGGUUGGUGCUGGGGCUGCUCGACUCUCCCGAGGUGGACAUCUCUGACCCCGUGUGUGACCACUUCUUCAAGGAGGUGUGGAUGGCGACGGCCGGACGCAACGCCACCGUCUACGAGAAGGUGUUCCGCUGUUUGCCGUCAGACUUUGUGCUGAACCGUCGUCAGCUGGCGGCCUUUGUGGAGGAGCCGGCGAUGGCGCGAGCCGACCCGGCGGGGGCCCUCGCGCGGCUGGCCGACGUCCGUGGCUUCCUCGUCCACUUCCCCCUCUACUUCCUGCGCGACGAGAACCUCCUCCCGGCCCUCGGCACCAAGGAGGGCCUCAUGCCCUCCGAGCUGUGGACCUGAGACUCGCCCCGCUCACUCGCUCACACACUCACACGCUCGCACACUCGCACACUCGCUCACUCACACGCUCGCUCGCACACUUACACACUCGCUCGCACACUC